CAAAUAGUAAUACAAAUAAGUAAUACAAAUGUGCGCAAUUUAUUGAAUUUCGUUCAAUUUAUAAUUUUUUUCUUUUUCCCAUAAUAAUUCUGAGUAACGUAGUUAUUUAUUUAUAUUAACUAAAAUUAAAAUUAUAAUAUACAGCUCAAUUAAUAUGGAUGAAACCCCAAAAAAUUUAUGGGAGGAUACUGAUACAAAUAAAUAUCAGUACCAUGUUACAAUUCCUACUAUUGAUUCAACUAUUGAAUCAGAAAAUGUAGAUGAAAGAGUAGUUUAUAUAGGAGAUUUAGAAAAAAGAAAACAAGCGUAUGGAAUAUGUGGAGAAUGUAAAGAACCUGGCAUAGGAUGGCAAUGGUGUCAAUCUUGUAAUGCUAAAAGAUUUAAAGAUAACUUUAAAAAUUGGACUAGUGGAAAUAAAGAUAUUGAUGAAUUUAUACAACAAUCACAACUUAAUACUGUAUAUAAUAAAAAAUAUCUUGAAUGGAUACCUUUUGAAAAAUUUCAAAAUAUCACUUAUAUUGCGGAAGGUGGUUUUGGACAUAUUCACCAUUGGGAUAUUAAAAAUCAAAAAUGGUAUAGGUUGCAAAAUGACAAAUAUGCAUUGAAAAAUUUUUUAAAUGAGAUUUAUCUUGUUGAUGUUGUUCAAUGUUUUGGAAUUACUCAAGAUCCAAAUAAUAAAGAGUAUAUGAUGGUUAUAGAAUAUUGUAAAGAUGGAAAUUUGAGAAAUUAUUUAAAUAAAUCUGAAAAUUAUUUAGAUUAUGAAUCAAAAAUUAAUAAAUUACAAGAAAUUGCAAGAGGACUUUUAGAUAUUCAUAAUGCUGAAAAAGUUCACAAAGAUUUUCAUUCAGGCAAUAUAUUAUUUAAAGGUUUACCAUUUAUAAGUGAUUUAGGAAUGUGUCAACCAGCAAAUAUAAAGCAAACAGUUAAAGAAGAAGGAAUUUAUGGAGUAUUACCAUAUAUGGCACCAGAAGUUUUACGUGGACAACAAUAUACAAAAGCAGCAGAUAUUUACUCAUUUGGAAUAAUAAUGAACGAAUUUCUUUCUGAAGAAAUUCCUUUUAAUGAUAUUCCUCAUAAUGAAUUUUUAGCAAUUAAAAUAUGUAAAGGAAUUAGACCAACAAUUUAUAAAGACAUACCAAAGUUACUUACAGAUUUGAUAAUAAAAUGUUGGGAUGCUGAAAUAAAAAAUAGACCAACCACUAAAGAAUUGUAUCAACUAUUGAAGAAAUGGUAUGUUGAGAUUAAAAAUAUUAAAAAUAGUGAAAAUAGUGAAGACGAAGAUAGUAAAAAUGGUAGCAAUAGUCAAAAUAGUGAAAUAUAUUUUCAAAUAAAAGAAUGUGAUAAAAUUAGAAAAGAAAAAUUCAAAAACAGGUCAAAUGAUGAUAAAUCAAAAAGUUUCAAACCGCAUCCACAAGCAAUUUAUACUAGCAGACUUUUAAAUUUCAAAAAUCUUCCAAAACCAGUAAAUUCUUCAGAUUUAUCAUCUUUUCAAUUCAGUUCAGACACUAAUUAUACUAUUCAAUCAACAUCAGCAAAUCCAAUUUCAGAAUGCUUAGAUGUUCAAUUAAGUGAAUUAGAACUAAAUGAAAUUUGUCAAGAUGGUGAAGAUAAUAUUGAAUGAAGUUUCUUUU
Rhizophagus irregularis DAOM 181602=DAOM 197198 is the source of this 1631-nucleotide messenger RNA. Lineage: Eukaryota; Fungi; Glomeromycota; Glomeromycetes; Glomerales; Glomeraceae. The record is from RefSeq and is a predicted model, not a curated record.